CGUGGCACAUUUUAGUUAGAAACCCAGCAAAAAUAUCCACGUGUCAGUACCUGUAAAAAAGCGCGCGCCACGCAUUCAACUGCUAAUUCUCGUCUUCUCCUACUCUCUUCGUUCCGCUUCACCGUUCAAUUUCUUACUCUCACGACUCUGUUUUUGUCUUAAUCGCAUUCUUUGGUUUUACUAGAUUACAAAAUCCCCAACAAUGGCGGCCAUGAAGCAGGCGGAGGAAGAUGACCUGAUCAGCCAGUCGGACUAUCAAAAUCUAUUUUCAAUAUCCAUCAAGCUCCAGAAUCUACCUCACUUAACCGACUACAUCCCUAACCUCAAAACCCUACCAAACCCUCUCGAUCAAAACCCCUUCUUCCGCCCCUCUGAAGGUUUCUACAUCCAUCCGGGUGACGCCAUCCUCCGUCAGAUCGUCCUCGAGCUACCUGGAACCUUGCCCGCUCCUUCGCCUCACCUCGCCUACCACCGAGCUGGCCCCCGCCGAAGCAUAUUCUUCGAGCCGUCGUCUGUCAAGGCCGCUAUCGUCACCUGCGGAGGACUCUGCCCCGGCCUCAACACCGUCAUCAGGGAGCUCGUCAAUGGCCUUUGGGAGCUCUACGGCGUGCGCCAGAUCUUCGGAGUCACCGCCGGGUACCGGGGAUUUUACUCGACGGACCCUGUUGAGCUUAAUCCAAAGAUCGUGCAUAACUGGCAUAAGAGGGGCGGUACGGCUCUUGAAACCUCCAGAGGUGGUUUUGAUCUUGAUAAAAUUGUUAAUGCUAUACAAAAUCGGGGCUUCAAUCAGGUGUAUAUCAUAGGUGGAGAUGGCACUUUGCGUGGUGCAGUGAAAAUAUUCAAUGAGAUUCGCCGCCGCAAAUUGAAUGUUGCCGUUACUGGAAUCCCCAAAACCGUGGACAAUGAUGUAGGCAUAAUUGACAGGUCUUUCGGUUUCCAGACAGCUGUAGAAAUGGCUCAGCAAGCUAUUAGUGCUGCUAAUGUGGAAGCAGAGAGUGCAGUCAAUGGAAUAGGUCUGGUAAAGCUAAUGGGUCGAAGCACCGGACACAUUGCUCUUCAUGCAACACUAAGCAGUGGGGAUGUUGAUUGCUGCUUAAUUCCUGAAAUGGAUUUCUACUUAGAUGGGAAAGGAGGUCUCUUUGAGUUCCUUGAGCAGAGACUCAGAGAAAAUGGACAUGCAGUACUAGUAGUAGCUGAAGGGGCAGGACAAGAACUGAUACCAAGAACUGAUGCCCAGAAGGAAGAGAGAGAUGAGUCCGGCAACCUUGUCUUUCUCGACGUGGGUGUCUGGUUGAAGUCAGAGCUAAAAAAUUGGUGGACAAGGGACCAUCCGGGUGAAUUGUUUACAGUGAAGUACAUAGAUCCCACAUACAUGAUACGUGCAGUUCCCGCCAAUGCCACAGAUAACUCCUACUGCACACUGCUAGCACAUUCAGCCAUUCAUGGAGUUAUGGCUGGCUAUACAGGAUUUGUGCCUGGUCCCAUCAAUCGUAACUUUGCUUAUAUCCAUUUGGAAGAGGUGGCGCAGACUAAGAAUGAAGUCGACACAAAGGACCAUAAAUGGGCAUGGGUCAGAUCUGUAUCUACUCAGCCUGAUUUUGUGAGGAGGUAAAUUUUUAAUCAUCUCCUGUGUCCAUAAGAAGAGUUUAUCCUCUCAGGUUUUGGUCUUUUUAAGCUCUACCUAUAUCACGAAUAAGUUAACACACUUAUUUACAUAUCAAUAGAUAACAAUGAUGAUGUACCAGAAUUAGAAAACCGAAGAUGGGGACAGAUCUAAUCUGUAAAACUGAAUUACGUUGAAAGGAAAUAUUCAAUUUCCAAAGACCUGUUAUUCUUUUUCUGUGAAAUUUACAGUUGAUCUGUAGCCAUGUUUUUGGUCGGUGUUUUGAUAUUGUUUUUCUUUUGCUUCUUUUA
Molecule: messenger RNA, 1914 nt
Organism: Cannabis sativa
Lineage: Eukaryota; Viridiplantae; Streptophyta; Magnoliopsida; Rosales; Cannabaceae
Product: ATP-dependent 6-phosphofructokinase 2
Exons: 2
Coding region: 203-1612 (469 amino acids)
Biological process (GO): fructose 6-phosphate metabolic process; glycolytic process
Cellular component (GO): cytoplasm
Molecular function (GO): ATP binding; 6-phosphofructokinase activity
Source: RefSeq, a predicted model, not a curated record